CUGUCCCACGUCUGCAGGCUGCGAGCUCAUCUGCAGCGUCUAUUCCGCCUCAACCGCGACAAAAAACCAGCUCCAACAGGCUUCCUGCACAGGUCCAUCAUGGGAAACAAGUCCAGUCGAAGGCGAGAUGUUCCAGCCGAGACGGCGGCCGCCGAGCAGAAGGCCGCAGAGGGGCCGGUGGACUCUGAAGUAGCACAAGCUCAAGAGGCCACUGAGGCGGUGGGCCUAGAUAAGGGGGCGGAGGAGGCAACAAAGGAGACCCCGGCCGCCGCAGAACCCGAACCGUCGGUGCCAGCCGAGGAACCGGCUCCUCCAGAACCAGAAGCGCCGGCUGAUCCGGCGCUCUCCCAAGAAGCUGUUCCAGAACCAGUCCAACAACCUGCGCCUGUCUCGGUUCCAGAGGCAGUGGCUAAGGCAGACCCAGAACCUGUCCCAGAACCAGAACCGGUCCCAGAGGUAGUCCCUGAGCCUGUCCCAGAACCAGAACCGGUCCCAGAGGUAGUCCCUGAGCCUGUCGCAGAACCAGAACCAGUCCCUGAGCCUGUCGCAGAACCAGAACCAGUCCCAGAGGUAGUCCCUGAGCCUGUCGCAGAACCAGAACCAGUCCCUGAGCCUGUACCAGAACCAGAACCAGUCCCAGAGGUAGUCCCUGAGCCUGUCGCAGAACCAGUCACAGAGACUAUUCCUGAACCUGAAGCUGUGGCAAUCCCAGAGCCUGAGCCUGUCUCAGAACCAGAACCGGUCCCAGAGGUAGUCCCUGAGCCUGUCCCAGAACCAGAACCGGUCCCAGAGGUAGUCCCUGAGCCUAUCCCAGAACCAGUCACAGAGACUAUUCCUGAACCUGAAGCUGUGGCAAUCCCAGAACCAGAACCCGCCGCAGAGCCAGAACCUGAACCAACGUCAGCCCCAGCCCCAGAGCCAGAACCUGAACCAGCCCCCGAGACAGAAUCAGCCUCAAGUCCUGAGCCACAAACAGAGGCAGAGCCCAUCUCAGAACCAGAACCUGUCCCUGCAGACCUGCUCAGCCAAGAGCCUCUACCUGAGCAAGCGCCCGCCCUGGCCGACGCGGACGCCCCUGAGGCCACGCCCAUCCCAGACAGCACGGCCGAGUCAUCCGACGCGCCAGCAGCUGAGCAGAGUCAGGAAAACGCUGAAGAGUCUGCAGAAAGCUCAGACUCUCCAGCGCAGCUGAUCGAGGUGGAGGCUGGAGAGAAGCUCGGGAAUGACGUGAACGAAGACAGCGUUUGUGAAAUCCUAAAGAACUUGGAGCUGAAAGGAAAUGACCUGAUUAAUGACCUCAUUCCAAGUGACGCGGAGAUUCCGGGAGACACUCCCAUCACAGACAUGUGCACGACCAACGAGCUGAUCUGAAUCCUGCAAGGGGAUUCGUAAAAGAAAUACUUCCUUUUUUUUUUCCUGUGAAACUCUUCUAACCAUUUUUAUGUGAAUUAUGAGUGGUUCAAAUCUACUUCUUAUCUCACUGUAAGUUGCCAAGUUAAGACAAAUGUGGCAAAUCCUUUCUUUGUUCAAGAAUUGUUUGAAUCAACAGUGUAAGAGGAGGCCAGAUGAACCGAAGAAUGAACUGAAAACAAUCAUAUUCCUAUACUUUUUGACACAUUUAUGCAGUCAGCUUGUGUUUUGUUGAAGGGUAAAGGGGCUUAAACAGCUCAGGGGAUCUAAGUGUAUUGUUAGACAACAGAGAUUUUCCUCUAUGCAAACCCUCCGAGAAGAAAGUAAAGAUACUGAAAGCCAGCAAGUGAGGACGGAAGAUGCAGCCACAUUUCACAAUAUGGCAGGAUAAACAUUGAUGCCUUCUAAUAAAAAAAUGUCAGGGGUUUGCAGCAAUUUUCUACAGACAGCGAUUGUCACAUUAUGGUAUUUUAAUUACACCUAAGAGAUCUUUAACUCAAGCAAUGACUUGAUUGUAAAAAUAAAAAUUGUAUUCUCCAUGUG
Salarias fasciatus (jewelled blenny) is the source of this 1953-nucleotide messenger RNA. Its product is annotated as E3 ubiquitin-protein ligase RNF12-B-like. The coding region runs from base 100 to 1371 and encodes 423 amino acids. NCBI's taxonomy places the organism in Eukaryota, Metazoa, Chordata, Actinopteri, Blenniiformes, Blenniidae. The record is from RefSeq and is a predicted model, not a curated record. The transcript is spliced from 2 exons.